Molecule: messenger RNA, 1126 nt
Organism: Lepus europaeus (European hare)
Lineage: Eukaryota; Metazoa; Chordata; Mammalia; Lagomorpha; Leporidae
Exons: 3
Molecular function (GO): nucleic acid binding
Source: RefSeq, a predicted model, not a curated record
GAGUGCGGGAUUCUGCCGCCUUUGGAUUCCUGGGUUUGCGGAGCUGGCAGCCCCAUUGUACCCCCUCACGAAGUCCAAUGCUCCCUUUCAAUGGAAAGAAGAGCAACAGCGGGCGUUUGACAACAUAAAAAAGGCCCUAUUGUCAGCCCCAGCCCUGAGCCUCCCUGAUAUGACCAAGCCUUUCACAUUAUACGUGGAUGAGAACAAGGGAGUGGCGAAGGGAGUGCUAACACAAAUGCUUGGACCCUGGAAAAAGCCGGUGGCAUACUUUUCAAAAAAACUAGACAAUGUAGCGGCCGGCUGGCCUCCGUGCCUCCGCAUGAUAGCGGCCGUGGCAGUUCUGGUGAAAGACUCGGACAAAUUGACUCUAGGCCAACCUCUCACCGUAGUGGCACCUCAUGCUGUGGAGACAGUUAUCCGACAGCCACCAGAUCGGUGGCUCUCAAAUGCUCGGAUAACUCAUUACCAGACUAUGUUAUUAAACUCAGAGCGGGUCCGGUUUGGGACUGCCACCUCUUUAAACCCGGCCACCCUGCUCCCGGAACUGGGGCCCCAGGCCCAGGUAAUCCAUAACUGUCACCAAAUCCUGGCUGAGGCCCACGGCACCCGAAAAGACCUAACCGACCAGCCUCUGCCGGAUGCCGAAAUGACCUGGUUCACGGAUGGGAGCAGCUUUCUACAGAACGACACCUUCUCCGGAUGGACUGAGGCAUUCCCCACAAAACGGGAAACCGCCCGGGUGGUCGUCAAGAAGAUCAUAGAGGAGAUCUUCCCCCGGUUCGGCUUGCCUAAGGCCCGGUUGAGAGCGCUCCAGAUCAUCCAGAACCAGGUCUGGAAACCUCUUGCAGCAGCCUACCAACCCGAGACGACAACCAUCCCACAUCCUUUCCAAAUCGGUGAUGCUGUGUAUGUCCGAAGGCACCAAUCUAAGACUCUAGAGCCCCGGUGGAAAGGCCCCUUCACUGUGCUGUUGACAACUCCCACCGCUCUCAAGGUCGACGGAAUCGCUGCUUGGGUCCACGCCUCACACGUGAAGCGAGCACCACCUCCCCAGGGCCCCGAGGAUCCGGAUAGACCAGCCAAAUGGAAGCUCCAGCGCACUCAGAACCCACUCAAGCUAAGACUU